Brugia pahangi is the source of this 609-nucleotide messenger RNA. NCBI's taxonomy places the organism in Eukaryota, Metazoa, Nematoda, Chromadorea, Rhabditida, Onchocercidae. The record is from the annotation of a GenBank genome assembly.
AUGUCACGACGAUCAGACCCGCUCGAUUGUAAAGUAUACGUUGGAGGCUUACCACAGGAUGCUACAUCACAGGAGCUUGAAGAUGCAUUCAAUCGUUUUGGUCGUAUACGUAAAGUUUGGGUUGCCCGUCGUCCUCCAGGAUUUGCUUUUGUGGAAUUUGAAGAUGCCCGAGAUGCUGAGGAUGCUGUAAAAGCGUUGGAUGGGACAAGAAUUUGUGGUGUACGUGCUCGUGUAGAAAUUUCACAUGGUCGUCGACGAAAUGGUGGUUAUGGAGGGGGUGGAGGUGGUGGUGGUGGUGCUUACUAUGAGGGUGGUCGCCGGCGUUCAAGGUAUUUGGAGGCGAAAAGAGUAAGUUAUUUUACCCCAUCCAUGCAGUUACCACAGCCAUUACUACUACUACUACUGCUACUACUAUUGCUACUACCACUACUAUCACAACUCAUCUCAACAUCAACACCUACUUCAUCUGCUUUGCAACUACUACUAUCAGUUCUACUGUUGCCUAACGAACAUCUUCGUAGAAGCAUUACGACUUUUUCAUCACUUCAUCGAUCUUCGUCACCUAUACACUUCUCUGCAACAAAAUGCAGCAGGGAAUUUCCCGCAUGA